Molecule: messenger RNA, 1413 nt
Organism: Octodon degus (degu)
Lineage: Eukaryota; Metazoa; Chordata; Mammalia; Rodentia; Octodontidae
Gene: Ubap1l
Product: ubiquitin associated protein 1 like
Exons: 6
Coding region: 247-1131 (294 amino acids)
Biological process (GO): ubiquitin-dependent protein catabolic process via the multivesicular body sorting pathway
Cellular component (GO): ESCRT I complex
Molecular function (GO): ubiquitin binding
Source: RefSeq, a predicted model, not a curated record
CUGCCUCAGUUCCUCAAUUGCUAACAGUGUCGGGCUGUGAUGGUGUGUGCUUCUAAUCCAAGCACUUGGGAGGCUGAGACAGGGGGAUCACUGCAAGUUUGAGGCCAGCCUGGGCUACAAGGUGUGGGGCCCAGCACAGGACAGUAGUGAGACCACCAAGGCCUGUACCUGCUCCUUGGGACUCUGCACUGUCUCUACCAUCAGCCAGCCCUGCCCCCUGAGCCAUCUCCACCCCCCUCGGACAGGAUGAGUGCCCUCGAUGGUGUCCCCUUCAAGAUGCCCAAGGGCUUCAUGGUCAGCACAGCAUCUCCCCCCAGGCUAGAGCUCAGUGUCCCGGCCUUCAGGGAGGUCCUGCUGGCUUCCAUGCACGACUUUAGCCUGGAAAGAAAAGCUCUCUUCUGCGCAGAGGCCGCCGUCCGAGGCCGCGGCGCCUACCAGGGCGGUGACCUGGGCACGGCGUCGGCCCCUCCGGCCUGGUUCCUGCUGCUCAGUCCCGACAGCGGCCUGGCACCCGCGCCAGCGGAGCCCGGACCCCAGGCGCGGCCCGGGGAGUUGCAGGAGGCAGGUGACGGCCAGAAGGACACCUCCUCCGCCAGCGAGGACGAGCGGGACAAGGUGGUACUCAGAUGUCCGGCCCCGCCAGCAUGUCCUGUGGUAACUGACGCACCAGCCUGUCUGUUUCAGUCCCUCAGCCCCUACACCUGCCUGCCACCUCUCAGGGAGACACCCCGGCCUCUCAAGUCCUGCAGAUCACACCCUGAUUCUUCAGCUGACCUGCUGUCCGCUCUGAGCCAGGAGGAGCAGGAGCUCAUCAGGCCUGUGGUGGCCCUGGGAUACCCCCUGGCCAGGGCCAUCACAGCUUUGCAGAGGACAGGAAGACAGAGUCUGAGCCAGUUUCUUGGCUACCUCAGCGCCCGGGAGAGGUUGCUGCAGCAGGGCUAUGAGGAGGGCCUGGUGGACGAAGCCAUGGAGCUCUUCCAGUACUCAGAAAGCAAGGCCGCGGAAUUCCUGCGCCUCUGGGAACAGUUCAGUGAUAUGGGUUUCCAGCCGCAGCGGGUCAAGGAGGUGCUGCUGGUGCACGGAAACCGACGCGAGCAGGCGCUGGAGGAGCUGGUGGCCUUUGCCCAGUGACCGCCAGGCCACUGAUACCGCCAGUGUCACACACCCUGCUGCCAGCAGUUGCCCUGUGUCAUGGGAACCAAACUGGAGGUAUACAAACAAAGCUCUGCAAGUUCAUUGUAAAAGACACAGCUCCCCAGCAUUGGGGGAAUCACUGAGGCCAGCCCUCCAGGAGGGAAGGGCGGGGCUGCGGUUUUUGGGGCUGCGAUUUUCGGGUAAGCCUUGUGCACUGCCUGGGCUCAGCCCUCUCUGUGUUAAUAACUUUGCUUUUGAGGAAAUUAAAACAACAAUGAC